Molecule: messenger RNA, 3633 nt
Organism: Saprolegnia diclina VS20
Lineage: Eukaryota; Oomycota; Saprolegniomycetes; Saprolegniales; Saprolegniaceae
Exons: 18
Coding region: 1-3633 (1210 amino acids)
Molecular function (GO): protein binding
Source: RefSeq, a predicted model, not a curated record
AUGGACCCGCGGGCCAAGGUGAGCUUCCAGCAAGUCCGCGUCGUGCCGUCGGGCUGCAUGCAGCGGCGCGGGCUUGGCAACUUGCACAUUGUGGGCAGCGACGCCACCGGCGCCUUCUUUGCGUUCGCGUCGACGCUCGCCGUGUACGUGUACGAGGCCACGACCUUCCGCCUGCACCGCCUCCUGUCGACCAAAGACAACGUGCUCGGCCUCGCGUGGUGCCCGUUCGCUUGCCACCGCGCCUACUUGGCGACCGUCGCGAUGGAAGGCGGCGUCGUGCUCUGGAACGUCACGACCGAGGAGAUCCUCUUCCAAGCGACGCUGCCGACGGCCCACCACGCCAUCUCGCUGCAAUGGCAGCCCCACGACGCGUCAACGAUGCAGCUCGCGAUCGCCUGCAGCGACAAGCUCAUCUAUGUGUGGACGAUCGACCUCGAGGCCAACACCCACAGCAUGGCGCGGCUUCUGCCCAAGCCGACCGAGUCGCCCAUGACCGUACUGCGAUGGAAUCCGCAGACGCGUGGCAUGCUCGCGAUCGGCUUCGAGUCCGGCGCCAUCGGGCUCUACCAUGGCGCGCGUCCAACGGCGCUGACGCUGAUCACACGCGAGAAGAAGCGCGACAAGAAGGCGCUCGCGAUCACCGAUAUGACGUGGGACUCGCUCUCGCAUUUGUACCUCCUCGUAGCCUACAAGGACGGCCACAGUGCUCUCUGGGAGAUCAACGAGACGACCGGGACGCAGCUGCACACGUUCGACAAGCAAGGCGCCGGCACGAAUGCCAUUGCUUGGCUGCCGUCGGCGCCGGGGCAGUUUGUGACGGCCAACGCGCGCAGUGGAAUCCUCAAGAUCUGGAACGUCUCGCAGCCGCAGCCGCUGCAGCACGUCCGCGCCCAGUCGUCCGGCAUCCACAACAUCGCAGUGUUGCAGGACCACCGCCUUUUGUGCGCCGCAGUCGACGGCUCAGUUGGUGUCUACGACCUCCAGAAGCGCCACCUCGCAUGGGCAAGCCACCCCGGCCACAAGGAGACGAUCUUCGAUGUGCGAUACCAGCCCAGCAACCCAAACGUCUUGGCAACGUGCAGCCACGACGGCAGUGUGCGCAUCUGGGACGUCGAGACUAUGCACUGCCUUCAACAUCUCCAGGGCCAAGACGGCGUGCUCUACAGCGUCGCAUGGGCCCCGGCGACCGCUUCUUUGAUAGCGUCGUCGUCGUCCUUGGGAACCGUCUUCCUCUGGGACACUGCCGUCGGCGUGGCCACCGUGCAGAUGCGGCAUCACACGGACGCCGUCUACCGCGUUGCGUGGGACACUGGCGACGAUGGGCUUCUCGCCUCCUCCUCCAAAGACAAGACGGUCGUGCUGGCCUUGCCAAGCGGCGUCCUCGUCAAGCGCUACGUGCUGCCCGGAGCUGCGUUUGGCUGCGACUGGAGCCCGCGUGGCGACGGCCUCCUCGUCGUCGGGUGCAUCGACCACGUUGUCCGCGUCUUUGCCACAAAGACGUCGUCGACCGAGCCGCUCCGCGUUCUCGCGGCCCAUGACGCGCGGGUCUUCCACACCGUGUGGUACGCCGACCCGGCGCGACUCCUUCUCGCGUCCAGCUCGGACGACUGCUCGAUCCGCGUCUGGAGCUGGCCCGAAGAGAGUGCUGUGGACGCUGUCGUGCCGUACAUUACGCUCACGGGCCACACGGGCUUUGUGCGGGCGCUCGUGUGGCACGCUGCACCCGCGCCGCUCUUGCUCAGCGGCAGCUGGGACGCCACGAUUCGCAUUUGGGACAUCCACUCGCGGAGCUGCCGACUCGUGGUCGUCGACCAUCUCGCCGACGUGUAUGGCAUCGCGACGCAUCUUGCGACGCCGUGCACGUUCGUGUCAUGCUCGCGGGACUCGACUUUGCGUUUCUGGGGCCUCCGCACGUACGAGUCAGCAACGACGCUGCUAGCCACCGUGCUCUCAGCUCCGGAUGUGGCGCCCAUCGAAGCAGCAUUUGUUGUCGCGGGCAUGCUGCCCGGCCUCGCGAAUUUCUUUGCGCUGCUGCAACAAAAGAGCACGCGUGAGAUGCGCAUCCAGCGCGAAGAGAGCGUUGUCGAGACGUACCUUGAGCAGGCCCGGCGCCUCGAGGCGGGCUUGGCCAAGUCGCGCCGCCCGAGCAAAACGACGCGCCUCAACAAGGAAGAACACCUUUUGCAAGCGGCGGCGACGUACCUCAAGGCGGGCAACCUCGUUCGCUAUUGCCGUAUUUUGGCCGACAUGAACCAGUGGGAGAAGGCGCUAGCUGUCGCACCGGGUGUCUCGAUGGCUUUUUGGGAGAAGCUUGCAACCGAGUACGCCGAGCACUUGGCCGCGAGCGAGAGCGAGGACGCUGCCGUGUACUACGUAGCGACCCGCGACGUUGAAAGCGCUGUCGCUCUGUACCACAGCCGUAGUCAGUAUGAAGAUGCAUUCGUCGUCGCCAAGGCGAGCGAGACGAUGCCUCACGCAGCGCCAUCUUUGAGUAACUCGCCCAGCCAGCAGGACUGGUCGGCGCUGCGCCACAGCUCGCGUGCAGCCUUGGCGACGCAGUACGUGGACGCGGGCGACCCGAUUCUUGCAGCGUGUUGCUACCUCUCCGUCCACGCCAUGGACAAUGCGAUAGCUCUCGAGCUGGCGUACGUGCUCUCGACGUAUCUCUCGACAGACGUGUCGCCACAGCACCCACCCGUCAUGCUCGUGCGCCGCCUCGCUUUCAAGUACGAAGCACUCGGGGCGCUGCCCCUAGUGUUGCAGCUCCUCGGCACACUCCCGCCUCUCGAAGCAAAAUAUGAAACGUGGCUAUUGUGCGCGCGCCAGGCGCGCCUCGGACGCACGCAAACUCUUGCGGCGCGGCUUCUCGAGCAAACCGAGCUCGAAGCCGAGCUCCGUGAUGCGUUGGCGGGCGAGCGUCUCGUCGAUGCCGUUCGACUGCACCUUUUGCUCGGCGACGAAGCAGAGGGCCUUCAACUCGCCAUCUCGGAAGUAUUCGAGCUUCUCGGUGCCCCGGAGGUCAACUGGCCCGUGGUGUUUGCAUUUACGACCAUCUUGGGCUCGUACGACGCUGUGGCAGCGUCGCCCAAGCAGCGCGCGACGCUCUUGGCCCUCAUGGCAUUUGCUGGUGCCGUACAAGCCAUGGACGCCCGGUCGCCGGUCCCUGUCGUAAGCUACCUCUUCCACGUCGUCCACACGCAGUGCUAUGGCGCCGCCGUCCGACUUCCAAUCCCCGAAGCCGCUUUGCUCGAAGCCGAAGCCGACUACUGUGCGUCGCGGGAUCUCGGCCGGCUGCAGCACGUGCUCGCGCAGCUCGAGCGGUCGCGCAGCUCGUGGCCAGAAGCGCUACAAGCACGCGUGGCUACGUGGCACAAGGUUCUUGCGUCGCCACCGCACGCGCUGCAAGGUCGUGUCGAAGCCGUCGUCGUGCCCGGCUCCAACCUCCCGUCGGCGGGCCAGGCCAAAUUUCCUUUGCGAUCGCUCUUUACAGGCGAGAUCAUCCACGGCCCAUCGAUCAAGCUGGAGGACGAGGUGUCGGCGAUCUCGCUGGACGAAGCCAUCAUGUGGUCCCGCGUGAACCCGUUCUCGCCACUCUCGACCGGCGACAGGCUCUCCGUGUACAGCCAGUACUAG